Molecule: messenger RNA, 448 nt
Organism: Amoebophrya sp. A25
Lineage: Eukaryota; Dinophyceae; Syndiniales; Amoebophryaceae
Source: the annotation of a GenBank genome assembly
CGCAGGAUCACGACGAUAGCAGAAGAGACAGGAGCAGCUCUGCCAGUUCGAGCCGAAAUAUUCGAUCUCCUCCUGCUCCGUUUCCAAACACACUUUUGAAGUACGACGCAGCCAAUCGCGUAGGCCUCGACAAGAUUCUGACAAUUCCUGCACUAAACUUGAUAAACACAACUUCAUCAGCAUCAAGAGCAGGCAGUAAGAACAAGAUCACAUCGUUGUCAGAAGCGCAAGGAGGGACCGCUAGUAUAGUAGACGGUAGAAGAGAGAGCGUUGGAGUCAAAAAGACAGGUUUUGCGGAUGCCGCGACGGUUCAGGUAACAUCCUCACCGGGAUUAGAAAGUAGAAGCGUUAGCGUUCUGCCAGCGCGCAAGAUGGAAGCCCUAUCUCGAGAUGUCUCAUUGUCUACACUCUCUCAGAUGCUACUUCAAAACACUUCUGUGAAGCGAGG